Messenger RNA from Kwoniella botswanensis, 1005 nucleotides. RefSeq lists its product as uncharacterized. Gene Ontology annotation, cellular component: cytoplasm. The record is from RefSeq and is a predicted model, not a curated record. The transcript has 5 exons. Gene Ontology annotation, molecular function: 2-dehydropantoate 2-reductase activity. Gene Ontology annotation, biological process: pantothenate biosynthetic process. NCBI's taxonomy places the organism in Eukaryota, Fungi, Basidiomycota, Tremellomycetes, Tremellales, Cryptococcaceae. Bases 1 to 1005 code for a protein of 334 amino acids.
AUGUCCAGAGAAUCAGUCUUACUCUUCGGUCUAGGUGGUAUUGGUGGGAUCUACGCCUGUAUCCUCCAAUUAUCUGGGAAAUGUGACGUUCACGUAGUUGCCCGAUCCAAUUACGCUGCAGUGAAAGAAAAGGGAUUCAAGUUGAUCAGUCCCAAGUUUGGUAAUCAUGAUGGUUUGAAAUUUGCUGGUGUUUGGAAAUCGACUGAAGAAGCUGCUGCGUCUGGAACGAAAUUCUCUUAUGUCCUCUGCGCCAACAAAGCACUGCUCGAUGCCAAACCUUCUCUGUCCGACCACUUACGACCCAUCAUCACCCCUUCGCUCACUUCUAUCGUCCUCUUGCAAAACGGUGUAGGUGCCGAAGAACCUUUACACCAGUCUUUUCCCGAUAGCACCAUCAUCUCAGCGGUCGUUUGGACCGGAGGCAAAGCCCUUCCUACCUCGGACGGUGUAGAACAAUUCAAUAGGGAAGGUCUAACCAUUGGUGUCGACUAUAGAGAGAAUGGAGCCAAGAAAGAAGAGGAAGAUGCCAAGUUGGAGAAACUUGUGGGAUGGUUGAAAGCUGGUAAGGGUGACUGUACCGUUACGGAGGAUAUUCAGAGUGAACGAUGGGUCAAAGUCAUUUGGAAUUGUUGUUGGAACUCGUUAACAACGGCCACAAGACUUAAGACCGGACCAUUCUUCGACUCCUCCUCCCAGGCCUUACCCCUCUGUUAUACUGUUAUGAGAGAGGUUGAAGCUGUCGCCAAAGCCAAGGGUCUCAAGAUCGAAGAUGGAACAGUAGACAAAUUGAUCAAACAAUGUACAGACGUUGCUUAUCCCGGUUUACCAAGUUCUAUGAUGGCUGAUAAUUUCGCUGGGAGACCUAUGGAAGUUGAGGUCAUUCUUGGAACACCUGUGCGAGAAGGACAAAGAUUAGGUGUACCUGUACCAACAUUGACAGCCAUUUACACAAUUGUGAAGGCUCUGGAUUACGGGAACCAAAACCCCGAAGCUGCCAAGGCGUAA